AUGUCGACGUCAUCCGGAAGAUCACGAAGAAGAGCCUCGCUGGCCUCGAUCACUAAUUUCGAACAUUUGGCGUAAGUUUGUAUUGUUACGUAACGCGUAACCUUAGAGUGUUCUGGAUUCUCAUUUGAAUGUGGAUACAUGAGGUAAAUAUUUCGUUAAGUUUACUCGUUUCGAAUAUAAAAUGUCAUUCCAUCCACUUUUCACAGCCAGGUUCUAGAAUUUUUAAAAGAAAAUAAUAUUUUAAAAGAAGUUCCAUCUUCAGAUCAGUGGAAAAGGCGGGUUGGCUGAACAAAUGGACGAAUUACCUGAAGGGAUACCGACAGCGAUGGUUCGUGCUCGACUCGAACGGCACACUCAGCUAUUACAGGUUUGUGUCUUAGACUUGGAAGUCGUUUCGGUUUCGUAGUUUAUUCGUAUGAUUCACUGAUAACUCCAUCGUCUGAUAUCACUUUGAUAUUCUCAUCCUCCAAACUCUGCUUCAUUUUCGGUCAACUCAGUUGUGUUUGUGAACAACGAACUCGUAAAAAUGAGUCAUUUCUCUCUCGCAAAAACCCGCCGACUAUUUGACAUUCUUCUCGCACUACGAGUUCAGUUCGCUCGAGAAAAAGCGUACUUUUGUAGUCUCUCUAGUCUAUUUCUUUGCCUCUCUAUUUCUCCUUGCUUUGCUCUGCUACACACCAGAGCACUCACGGACGGUGCGCGUCGAACCUUUCCAGCAGGUGUCACACAAAAUGUGACAACGUCAAUGCUUUAUAAUCAUGUUCUAAGUUUCACUGAAACUGCUGGACACUCUGAACGUUGGUUUUCAACUGAAGAAGAAGACUGUAAGGGGUUAUAGUACUGUAAAUUUAGAAGUUUACAGUCAUUAUCUGGAGACUACUCCACAGUAGUUUUGUAAUUUCACAUCAUCCUCCUCUUCUUUCUUCCCCGUAGCGCCUCCAGAAUACACGGCCCGAACCAGUUUCCCAUCACCAUCUUUUUCUAUCCAAUAUUUGUGCGUAUACGUUUGUACUAUGUCUUUCCAUGAUAUUUUUAUUUGAUUUCCACCCUCCCAGCCACCCAUAUGUUUGGAUAAGCCUCUAGUAGAAAAAUGACUGAUUUUUCUUAUCGAUCCCCACGUUUUAAUCCCGUCAUUCUGGGCGGAUCAAAUCGCCGCCAGCGGCUUGCCCUUCUGCGAAACGCAAAACGAAAAACGACUCGUCGUUUGAUUGACGUGGAAUUUUCGAGGAAACUAGUGAAUGAUAAGCGACCGAAAAAGGCUUGUCUCGCGCCUUAUUCCACCCACCGUCAUAUUAUCUAAUUGACGAGGAUGGCAUCAUCGGUGGCGAAUUGGAGAAUCUUCAAGAAGCAUUGUGAAUGUACAACAAGAUCUUUUUGACCGCCCGAGUUACUCACGUGAACAGGGAAAACAGAAAACAGAUUAGUUCUCAGUCCGAUUUAACACAUUUUGCAUUUCAACCGUUCAGUGAUUCUGGAAAUUUUGCAGCGUGAAACGUUGUUCUAGAUGUUAAAACUGUAUAUUUUCGCAACAAUUUCACCUGCGCUUCAAUAUGCUCGUUUUCUAUUCUGAAAUUAAUAAUGUUAACUUAAAAUUCAGAGGAAAUCUAGCGUUAGCUGUAAAAAAAAACGUUUGUGUCAACUUUAAGGCUACUUGUAACUUUUGCCACAACUCGGAAAAAUUCGACUGGAAACUAGAGUCUCUGCUCCCGAAGCCUUCUCUCUGUCCCCGUUCCCGAACUUUCGCCCCCGUAUAUCUGCCCGAUUGAUCUCUCAAAUUCACCUCGAAACGAUCGGAUCUCCGUGUCAGUGUGUUACGCCAUUCCUCCUCUCCUCUCCUUCCUUUCUCUUUUUCCUCUCCUCUGAUUCUGUUUCCUCACUCCAGAAUGUUCCAAAGGCCAAAAUGAUGCCGAAUCAUUGCGAAAUGUUAGCUGAAAUGCAAGAAUCCAUCAAUUUAUCGGAACAAGACAUGAAGAUUGAUAGUCGAUCAAAAAGGGGAGAAACUGAGAAAAAGAGAAGCGAGGCGUCGAAGAUAAGAGGAAAAGGAGGAGGAGGCGAGGAAGGCGAUAACGAUCCUCGUCGGCCACUCCUCACCACUCCCCGAUUCUCCACUGCCUCCUCCUAUACCUCGCUUCCCUCGUUGACUUUGACUCCGUCAGCUUCUGCUUCGGCUUCAACUUCAUCUCCUACCGUAAUCACCGAAAAGCCCCACCGCAUUCACCGUCGAAUCAUGGGCACACUGCGUGGGCGGCUCCGUCAGGCCCGCAAGCAGAUCUCCUGGUGUGCUUUCCCGGUCGGAAGACGUGCCCGACGCGGAAAAGUCAACAGCGAGCACGACGACGCCGGAAGUGUUUAUGAAUCGGCGUGUGGCGAUUCUGUGCAGCAAUAUGUGUAUGUGGACGAUGAUCGGAUAUCAGAAGAGGGCACUGAAAGGUAGAAACGAACCGGCUUCCACUUUCUAGAUCAGUUUUAUGUCAAAAAUGCUGAAUGUUUUAUAGAAAUCCCAGUGAAGUUGGUCAUACGUGUCGUGGAAGUGUCAAUUUGCAGGAAGCACGCAUUCUCUCUGAUAAGGUGAGCGAACCUUCGUGGCUCCCGGCGCAAAACGCCCGUUUCCAGGCAACCUCCUCGAUUGUGAUAUCGGGCCAAUCGCAGACGUUUCACGUGAAACCGCAAAAUGAAAUGGAACGACAGCAGUGGAUAAACUCGCUCGAAUACAUGCGGCACAAGGCGAUCACACGGGCGGAGAGCGGUGAGUUUUGUUGGAAAUGGGAGGGGGCAUUUUACUGCAAUCGCGCUGUGUUGGGUAACUCUUUGCAGUGAAAUGAUCUUGGGCCGAAUUUGAAGAAAAAUGAAAAGCUCGGCCAGAUUAGGAACAGAGCGCGAUUGCAGAUAAAUUACCCCAUAAUAGGGCUCAUAGAAGUUUCAGUAGAGUCCGUUUGCAUUUUGAUUAGCUCCGCGACCCCGUAUGCAGAAACGCUCUAUUCCGAAAUUUUGACUUUGCAGAAGAAGACGAAGAUGCACAACUGGCAAGCGCCGACUCGAAUCGCUCCGACGCUCUCGUUCUUUCGCAACGUGAAAUAUCCGGGAAAUUGUGCGAUCUGAGAACUGCCGCGAAUAUGAUGCGUGAGUGAAAAAUGCGAAAUUUUUCGUGAAGCACACCAGAAUUUCAGACAAACAAGGCGACGAACUGCUGCGGGCACUCAACGGAACCGUCGAAACGGAUAAGAAUGCAUUGGCGGAACGCGCGGACCUUUUGAAAGUGAAUACUUAUAUUUUCCGGUGUGAUUCAGAACGGAAUGUUGCAGAUGACAACCGCGGCAGUGCUCCAGGCCGCCGAAGAGUUUGUGGAGCUCUCGGAGCAAUCGGCCAAACGGCUCAACAAAAUUGUGGCGGUUGAGCAGAAGGAGAAGGCAAUGCUGCAGGUACUGGGAAAGGGCAGAAGAAUUGGCUUCUUUUUUUGUUUUGUUAUUCACUGUCGUCAAGGGUUACUGGCUUCUCGCUGAGUGCCUUUUUACACUUACUUCCCAUCCAUUCAUGCAAUAAAAACACGUUCUUUGAUAAAUUUCUUCUCAGGAACAACUCGAAGCCCUCGCCAAGCAGCACUCUUCCCUCGAACGGGCGGCCACUUUGUGCUCGACCGGAGCGCCGCUCUCCGUCUACAGCGACCAGGAGGACGAGUUUCACGACGCCGAAGAAAAUCUUAUGUUAGUUUCUAAAAAUAUUAAAAAGAUGUUACUUCUGUUUGACUGUCUGCGUCUCUUCCACUCACCCACUAUCUCUCUCUCUCUCUCUAUUUCGUUGGCAUAUUUCUUGCAAAGUUGUGUCCGGCUGGCGAACGGACGCGAAAAAGAGGGAAAAGAUAGCGGCCACUAGUGGAUACAUUCACUUUCCGUUUCGGCGCCAUUCUCUCGCUCUCUUUUUCGUUUUUUUUUCGGCGCACUCGCCUCGGUUUCACUGUUUCACUGCCACAAACUGUCAGUUUUCCCGUUUCUGUCUGCGUUUCAACGCGUGCCUUUUUCGGAUGUUCACACCCUCUCAAGCUCCAAAUGGACAAUUAGCAAAGCUUGAACUCGUACUUCUAAACGGUCUGACUAGAUGGAACCGAAAUUGAAAGAUUCAAAAUAACAAAGCCAACAGCUACUUUUAAAAUUUACUCGGUAACAUUGGCAUUAAUUGUUAAUAACAUUGGCAUUAAUUGUUGAACGGCUUGAAAAUAUCGAAAUACCAGUUUAACUGCUGUUUAAUCAUUUCCCCUCUCCCAGUUCUAUCGCUCGGAGACUAAAAAUCCGAAUGUAUGUUCGUUUCGCUGUCUAUCUCUCUUCCACAAUCUCCACACAAUUGUAACAAAAGCGACACCACACACACGAGAAGCCGUCGGACUUUUGAAUACACUUUGGUCAUGCCUUCGCGCAAGGAACUGGUUGUGAGGGUUCCUCUCGUCUUCUUCUUCUCUGGUAACAACGUCCUAAAUACUUACUGAAUGUGUUUGUUAUAUUACAAACGACGCCGACACACAAAAACACUCUGCCACUCGAACUUUAGCCUCCUUCUUUUCUCCUUUGUUUUGCUUUCUCUCACCCUACGUUUUCCCUUUUUGGUCAUUUUGUGUAUGUGUGUGGAGAGAAGGCUAAUCAGAUGGCGUCAAACUGAAAUAGGCAUACCGUCGAUCUUGAAUCUUUGCGGAAAGAUUCGAAUCUCUCUCUCUCUCUCUCUCUCUCUCUCGACGUCCCUCCGCCUCGCUGGAGACGUUUUUCGACUAUAUAUAAGAAGAGAAAACUUGAUUUUGUUGGAAACUAAAAUUGGGUUUGAUUGGCAACCGACUGUUAAACUAAUUCGGUUCUCCCAUCUUCUUUUCUUCUCGAAUGGUCACACUUUUUGUUUAUCAUCAAUUCAAUUCAAUUCACUUUCCGUCCAGUUCCUAUUCGAACCUUUAUUUCCAACUAUUAUCAGUCUUUAGAGAACAUUUUGAGAUUCACAAAGCCGAUGGCACUAGAAAUCUACAGUAUUCUUCAAGAAAUGAAAUGUUCACAUGUUAUUUUUCGUCCCCUUGAACAUAAAAAAAAGCGAAUCUGCGCUCGACCGGAAGUAUAGAAUCACAUGAGUCAGCUCUGUCCGCCUUUUCUCAUUUCCCCCCGCUCUUUUCAAUCCCAUGUUUUGCGUCCGUUCUAUGGGGAACGUUUCCUUCGCUGAAAGUGACGAAUCCAGCUACAUUGUACCACUCUUUUCAAACCGUUUCUCUAUAAAAAGAGCCAUUUCGUCGGCUCAUGGCACUGUUUGCUCAGCUUUCUUCGAAAACUAAACAGUUUGUGGCUCGGCACAGACAGAGAUCGCUCUUCGUUAAAAUUUCAUUUCCCAACGUGAUAUUGACGGAAAUUUAAUUUUACCCCGUAAACCCUUCUCAAAUCCUUAUUUUCAUUUUUACAGAAUGCCCUGCAACUCAUCGACGACGGCUGGAGUGCACGUCUCGCCGAUGGACCGCCUCGACCGCCAUCCGCCCGCAGAUCCGUCCUCAUCGUCGGCGUCCUCGUCGCCGCCCACGCAAACCACAAAAGGAGGUCGGCAACGUCGAAGCACAGUGCCCGAACGGCCGGAUCUUCCCAUCAACCUGUGGUCGAUCAUGAAGAAUUGCAUCGGAAAAGAGCUCUCGAAAAUCCCGAUGCCCGUCAACUUUUCCGAGCCGAUUUCGGUGCUGCAACGUGUCACCGAAGACCUCGAGUACGCUGAUCUGCUCGAGAAGGGCGCCAAACUGUCGACGCUCGAGCAGAUGUGCUACGUGGCGGCGUACGCGGCGAGCAACUACUCAACGACAUGUCAUCGCACGAACAAACCGUUCAAUCCGCUGCUCGGCGAGACGUACGAGUUCGAUCGGAUGGACGAUUUGGGAUGGAGAAGUGUGACGGAACAGGUGUCGCAUCACCCGCCGGCGGCCGCCCAUCAUGCGGAAGGACGCGGUUGGAUCAUGUACCAAGACUUCACAAUGACGUCCCGCUUCCGCGGAAAGUACCUGUCGGUCAUCCCGAUCGGAUUCACGCACGUCGUUUUCCCAUCGACGAACUCUCACUUCUCGUACCGCAAAAUCACCACCACCGUCCACAAUAUCAUAGUCGGUAAGUUGUGGAUCGACAAUCACGGCGACAUGGAGAUCACGAACCACACGACGAACGAGAAGUGCGUGCUCAAGUUCAUUCCGUACUCGUACUUUAGCCGAGAGCAGCCGAGAAAGGUGAGAAUGAGAGUAGGAGCUGAAAACAAUGGACUUAAUUCAGGUGUACGGUAUCGUGCGGGAUUCAGAAGGCGUUCCGAAGUACGUCGUCCAAGGCACAUGGGACAAAUCGAUCGAUAUGCUGAAGGUGUCGAGUUGGAACGGAAAUGCGGAGAAGCCGAAGGUCGAAGUGGACGAGACGACGUUGCGACGCAUCUGGACCGCCCGUCCGUUGCCGUAAGUGGAGAGUAUGAUGAGAGCACGCAAUAUGCACAAUUUUUUCCAGAAAAAACGCCGAGAAAAUGCACAAUUUCACCAAAUUCGCCAUCGAACUGAACGAACCGGAAGCGGGUGUCGCUCCCACAGAUUCCCGUCUCCGACCGGAUCAGAGAAUGAUGGAGAACGGAGAGUGGGAUGGGGCGAACAAGAAGAAACUAGAAAUCGAGGAGAAGCAACGGACGGUCCGACGGCGGCGGGAAGCCCUGAAAGAAGUUGCGAUGAAGAAAGGUGGGUCAUCGAUUGGAGGAGCAGAAAAAUACGUUUUAUUUUCAGGAGAAAAGUACGAAGAGUACCAGCCGACGUGGUUCAAUCGAGUGCAGGACGAGUCGAACGGAGCGCUGAUCCAUCAGUACAAGGGCGGAUAUUGGGAGGCGAAGGAACGCGGCGACUGGUCCGAAUGCCCCGAUAUCUUCUAG
Caenorhabditis sp. 36 PRJEB53466 is the source of this 6894-nucleotide messenger RNA. NCBI's taxonomy places the organism in Eukaryota, Metazoa, Nematoda, Chromadorea, Rhabditida, Rhabditidae. The record is from the annotation of a GenBank genome assembly.